Molecule: messenger RNA, 414 nt
Organism: Octopus sinensis (East Asian common octopus)
Lineage: Eukaryota; Metazoa; Mollusca; Cephalopoda; Octopoda; Octopodidae
Exons: 2
Coding region: 7-411 (134 amino acids)
Source: RefSeq, a predicted model, not a curated record
UAUAUAAUGAUAGGCAUGUGUUUGAAGCAACUACUCUGUGGACCUAUCAUAACUGGCACCGUGGUGGAAGAGAGAGGGUUUGUCUUCGAGGCUUCUAGGAAAACGGCUUUUAGAAUGAAUCGGAAUCAACGAAAAGAUACUGUUCGACAUUACUUUCCCUGUGGUUCAAAUGCAGAUGAGGCAAGUCGACGCCACAAUGAAGUAUUUCAUAUUCAUGCGGUUCAGUGCAGGAACAUCAAGUCAUUCGUUAACAAAUUCGAAAGAACGGGCUCUGUAAACGACGCAUCCAGAUCUGGACGACCCGCUACUGCAGCAUCUGAUGAAAAAGGUGAGCAGUUGGAAGAUAAUCUAAUCAACAGUCCGCAGAAAUCAUUUGUAGUAAAUACUGUUGCAUCAUUGUCUCAUUCGUAGUUA